Argiope bruennichi is the source of this 3146-nucleotide messenger RNA. It is a transcript of the gene RASSF8, whose product is annotated as ras association domain-containing protein 8-like. Lineage: Eukaryota; Metazoa; Arthropoda; Arachnida; Araneae; Araneidae. The transcript is spliced from 6 exons. Gene Ontology annotation, biological process: signal transduction. The coding region runs from base 316 to 2190 and encodes 624 amino acids. The record is from RefSeq and is a predicted model, not a curated record.
CAGUUUCGAAUUUCGUUUUCGCUUACUGGUGGUGGUUUUAAAGAGGAUAUAGUCAUCGUAACGAAUUGUGGAUUUUUUUUUUUUUUUUUUUCUGGUGAAGUCGGUUGUUGGUGAGUUGGCCAGCGAUUGCCAAGCGAGAAUGUAAUCUUUCAAUGAGACACUUGUUUGUGUUGGCCCUGCCGAAAGACCCUGUUAAAAUUCCUUCCAUCCAUUGUGGCCCUGGAUAAUUUUAAUGGAAUUACGCUGUUGUCUCAACUGUCAACACUAUGUUCAUAGAAAAGAGAAUGUCAAAAAAUUGUGAUACACUCAAUAAUCAUGGAAUUAAAGGUUUGGGUUGAUGGCAUACAAAGGGUAGUAUGUGGAGUUACUGAAGCCUCUACGUGCCAAGAUGUCGUUUAUGCCUUGGCACAUGCCACUGGCCAAACUGGCCGCUUUACUCUGGUGGAAAAAUGGAGAAAUAGUGAAAGACUCUUAGCGCCCCAAGAACAACCUCUAAAAGUGCUCACAAAAUGGGGUGAAUACGCCAACGAUGUGCAUUUUGUUAUGAGAAGAUCAUCCGGUGAUGCUAAAGUGUCAUCUGGUAAUAAUCAAUCUCAAAACAAUAAUAAACGGCAGCAUGAUUUUCUUAGGGGCUUUUCUCCUAGUGGCAGCAAUAAACAGAAAAUCCCACUGAACAACAAAGAAAUUAAAAAAUCUCUGACGUUCAGCUGUGGGCAUGGUAGCAGUGGCAGUGUGAGCAGCGAAAACUCCACACCGCCCAUUAUCAAUGAAUGUUCCCAGCCCAACUGCGAGACCUCAGCGAACCGGAACAUCAAAAAUCGAGAGGGGCGGUCGAAGCAAGACCUCCCCAAAGGUGUUGUCCGAGGGGUCCCACAGAGACCCAGAGACAGUGAAAGCCCCAGUUCGAAAAUCGAAAGGCCGAAAUAUCCACCGUCUUAUGACGAAGCAGUAUCGCGCUCGAGUGGUCGUUUCCCGACUAGUCAUCUAUCAUUAGCUAAUUCUGCGUCUUCUCAUGUCGUACCAGAUGAAGAAUCUCCUUCUAGCAAACGACCUCAUCUUGCCAAUCGCACCGAUCAAUACUCGCCCAUGGAUCGAGGUCCUUCAUCAAGUCAGCCUCAGAAUCAUCUUCGCCAACCAAAUAGUCAUAAAAACCAUUUAAUUACGGACCAAAUACGAGAUUUCCAUGCCAGGAGCCCUGAUCCGCCAUCGAUUUCCAGCAGCGAGCGAUUGUCUCCUAGCAGAGCCAAAUCUCCUAGCCGGUCUCCAGAGAAACCUUCUCAGUUAUCAUACACCAACAUAUCGGAUGAUUCGAUGAAACUUAAGAAAACUUUGUCUGCCAAAUUAGAAAUAGACAAGCACUUAACCAGUGAAAAUAAGACGACUCUUUCUCCGAAGAGCUCUCAGCCCGAAGAUCUCUCCCGUGAUCCUCAGUAUCAAGACUUACUGCGUUUGGUGUCUUUGCAGCGAGAAAAAUUGGAUAAUCAGCAGGCUGAAUUGUCACAAUUUGAUGCAGAAAUCCUUUAUUGGGAAGGAAGACUUCAAGAACAGGAAGAAAAGCUGAGUGUUUUACAAGAAGAAGUAUGCCAUUUAGAACGCACUCAUCACGAACAAGAAGGUGAACUUAUUCAACUUGAUCGCCGAUCUUUCAGCGAAGAAGUUGAACUUGGUCGCCAGGAAGAGCGCACACUAAGGUCUGAGCUCACUUUGGCCCGUUCUCAGCUGGCCAAUUGCGAGACAGAGCUUCUGCAAUGCAGGCAAAGAAUCAGAUUGCUUCUAGAAGAAAUUGCUGAGGAAAAACGUUUGAAAUCUAUUCGAGAAGAACAAGAAAGAAAAGAACAGGAGGAACAAGAACGACAGCUUCAAACGCAAGUUGAGUGCCUUCAGCAGCAAUUAAAAGAAAAAGUGAUAGAAGCUGAAUCACAGAAGGCUGCAUCAGAACAAGCGAAAGAAGAACUUCAAGAUUUAGAUGUGAAACUUGCCGAAAAGCAAAAAGAAAUUGAAGUACUAAUGGCAGACAUUCGAGAAGCAAAUCUUCGUUCUCUCUCCCUAAUACCAUCAGAAGAAGGAAAAUUAGUUUUAGAAGGUAACUUUUAUAAUAGACCUGGUAGCACUCGCAAAAUCAUAGGUUCUCCUAGGCAAUUAGAAAAUGCUGUGCCUACAAAUAAAAAUCCUCAUGGUGUAUGGGUUUAGUCAUUUUUGUCAAACAAAAAUAGCUUUUCCAAGAUUGACUUGAUGGAUGAUAAAAAUACUCAUGUUACUAAUACUAUUCAAAUGUGAUGAAGAGAUUACAAAUUUUAAGAUCUAUAUUUAAAGAAUACAUAAAUUUUAAGAUUUAUUAAUUUUUUUGCUUCUUGAAUUUCCAGUGCUUUAGGUGAUAGUAUAAGGCACGCUACAAGUCAAAAGAAUGUUAUGCUGUAAUAUAAUAUUCUUUUAUUGAAAUGUUGAAGUGUAAGUGAAACUAGAAUUCAGUUUGAAAAUUUGUAUAAAUAUAGUCUAAAGUACGUUUCGCAAGAAUGUGUUAGUUUAUGCUCACUUAUAUAUAUCUGUUUACAUUAAGUACCAUAAUUAAGAAUUGCAUAUAUUAAAUGCAUUUUAGAAUUCUUAUUAGUGUAAAUAUUGUUUGUGAUUGUGUUCUGUUUAGUAAAAGCAAUGUGCCAUUGCUUAAAUAAUGUAUGUAUUUAAAACUGCCAGUGUUGAGUGUUUCUAAGCCUUCUAUACUUAAAAUGCCAUGAAGGUAUUCUUCGUUAAUUUUAAAAUAUACUCAGCAUUUUUGUUUUGAAAAAUAUCAAAACUGAUUCCUACUGAAUAAUAUUGAAUAUUUUUUUAUUGAAGGAGACGAAUUAUAAAUUCACUUAUUUUUUAACUUGAACCUUUUCAGAUUUUACAAAUUUUCUAAUUUAAUACUUUUAUAAAUGUGAUAAGUUUCUUUUUAUUUGAAAUUUUGCGAAAAAUAUAUUUUAAGCGUGUGAAGAUUUUGCUUUAUAACGUAAUGGUAACUUUUCUUAUUGUGUUUUUUCUUUGACUUUUUUUUUUAAAUCAAUUUUUAGUUUUGAUGCAAUAGAAGGAAUGUAAUGAUCAAAAAACAAAUUUUGUAUUUAAAUUUUUUUUAUUUGUGACUUUUAUUUGUUAAUGCAUUAAAAGAACUC